Cyclopterus lumpus (lumpfish) is the source of this 3501-nucleotide messenger RNA. It is a transcript of the gene erlin1, whose product is annotated as ER lipid raft associated 1. The record is from RefSeq and is a predicted model, not a curated record. Gene Ontology annotation, biological process: SREBP signaling pathway. Lineage: Eukaryota; Metazoa; Chordata; Actinopteri; Perciformes; Cyclopteridae. The coding region runs from base 162 to 1172 and encodes 336 amino acids. Gene Ontology annotation, molecular function: ubiquitin protein ligase binding; cholesterol binding. Gene Ontology annotation, cellular component: endoplasmic reticulum; endoplasmic reticulum membrane. The transcript has 12 exons.
CUGGGAGGCGGGGUGAGGGGGCGGGCACGUGAAUGAUUAGACCAGAAAGGGAAACGAUUCGAUACAGUUCUCAUUUUAUUUAUCAUAAUCCAGACAUUUAUUCUUACGCCCACGUAUUCAUAAUUGUAUUUCAGCGUUGUGCCAGGUAAGUACUAGCAAGGAUGACAAUGCCGCACGUAGGGGCAAUAUUUGGAGCAAUAGCAGGAGUGAUGGCCAUCAUGUUGCACUCCUCCAUUCACAAGAUAGAAGAAGGACACCUUGCUGUGUACUACAGGGGUGGGGCAUUGCUGACUUCUCCCAACGGUCCUGGAUAUCACAUUAUGAUGCCUUUUAUUACCACAUUCAGAUCAGUUCAGACCACUCUCCAAACAGAUGAGAUCAAGAAUGUGCCUUGUGGAACAAGUGGUGGUGUGAUGAUCUAUUUUGACAGAAUUGAAGUUGUUAACAUGCUGGUCCCUUUAGCAGUGUUGGAAAUUGUGAGGAACUACACAGCUGAUUAUGACAAAACUCUAAUAUUCAACAAGAUUCACCAUGAACUCAAUCAGUUCUGCAGUGUACACACACUACAGGAGGUCUACAUUGAGUUAUUUGACAUUAUAGAUGAGAACAUGAAGAUUGCUUUGCAGAAAGAUCUCAAUGUUAUGGCACCUGGACUUACAAUACAGGCAGUCCGUGUUACCAAGCCAAAGAUCCCUGAAUCUAUCAGGAGGAACUUUGAACUCAUGGAAGCAGAGAAGACUCGUCUGUUAAUAACAGCUCAGACUCAGAGGGUGGUGGAAAAGGAAGCUGAGACUGAAAGAAAGAGGGCCAUUAUUGAGGCGCAGAAAGUGGCCCAGGUAGCAGAGAUCCAUUUCCAACAGAAGGUGAUGGAGAAAGAGACGGAGAAGAGGAUCUCUCAAAUAGAGGAUUCUGCUUACUUGGCGAGGGAGAAGGCUAAAGCUGAUGCUGAGUAUUACACUGCUGAACGGUUUUCUGAAGCAAACAAGGUGAAGUUAACCCCAAUGUACCUGGAGCUGAUGAAGUACCAGUCCAUAGCAGCUAACAGUAAGAUCUACUUUGGCCAGGACAUCCCCAACAUGUUUGUAGAGGGAACCAACGGCCCCUCUAAGUCUGUGCGCUCUCUUCAUCCGUCUCAACCAGACUUGCUAAAAACAAAGCCAGAAGGGCAAUGAGUCCACAGCUCUGCCUCUUAAAGGACAGGAGAACCUGAUGAGGUCUUGUCUGUAAGGUGGGGAGCAUUGAACUGAAGAUGAUGGGUGGGGUCGCUUUGCAGCUAGUUUUGUGAAUAACAAACUUCAGUCUUAAAUUUAAAUAGCAAAGAAAUGGUGUGAAAAUUUAAAGGCAAGCGGAAGUGAAGGCAAGAUAAAAGGGAAUUUUUUUUUUUUUUUUUUACCUUCCAUUCUUUUGGGGAAGACUAGUUUUAUGAAUAUACGAAUGAUGCCAUAGUUAAAAAUCAAAAGCAUAAUAAAUGCUUAUGCCUGGGAAGGCGACAGCAAGUAGUCGUUCUAAUUUCCAAGUGCUUGUAAUCAUUGCAGUGUUUAACUUUGCUGUUGGAUCUGCAUUCAUUUUGUUUGUUGUAUGCAAGACGAGUGAUGGAAACGAGUUUUGAGAAUUAAUUUCUGUUUGAGCUGAACUAGAAACAAGCAGGAGACACUAAUUAAUUAAAUGUGGUUUGGGUUGUGUAAGCGUGCAUUGUGGGUAGAUCAUCUCUGUUCCAUCUUCUCUUACACUAAAUCCUUAGUUGGCUCUUCUCUCGCAACAUGGAGGAAUGUGAGGACUGGUAAUCACACCUCAUCAAAUGCUGCUUGUGAAGGAACUCAAAAUAGUUAUGAGCAUUAUACAUUUGUCAUUUACAAGGUUUCUAGUUGGUUAAAAUCUCAGACAUGAAAACUUGAUCUGUGAAAGUUUGAUUUUUUUUUAACGAUAGCAUUCCUGAAACAAAUGGCUUGACUAAUUAAAUGUUCCCUGAAUUUGCAUAAAGUUGGAUACAAUCCUACAGAUACUCAAGUCUUUGAAGUUGGAGGGCUGUCAUUGUGUGUUCGCAGUUUAUAUAGUAAAUAUACAGUGGUGUCAGAUUGGUGGUAAUGCAGUUUUUUUCUGUUAGCUUGGCGGUAGUUUGCUGUUGUUAGUUGUAAUUGAGAGUGCAGACACCUCAUGAAGACUUGAGAUGAUUUACUGUGAGGGGAAAAGGGUUCUAGUGCUGCAAAGUCAGAUUUUAUUUUCUUUAAGCUAAUUUAAGUUGAUUAAUAAUUCAAAGUUAAUUAAUAUGGCAGUGUAACAAUAAAACAGUUGUGUGAUAGUGCCACAGGAGGAAGUCGUGAUUUGUAUUUCUUGUCAAGAAGGCAGUACAUCUUUCUUUCCUCCAUCUGGCUUCGGUUUUUCAGGGCAUGCAUGUGGACAUGUGUAGUGGCUUGAUUCAGAUGAUUAGUAGUGCCUGCAAUUGUCUGCCAACUCUGCUAUACAGCUUAUCCAGAUGUGAUGAAAUGUAAAUUCUCAGGAAAUUGAGUUUAAUUUUUUCACAAAAAGCUGCUAAAUGUUGGAGAGAGCUUACACCCUUAACAGUAAACAUUGACAAUUGUGCAAGAAAAAAAGUGAAAAGAAAAUCUGUUUGCAACAAGAAAGUAACUUUUGAUUUGAAGAUGAUUUUGUUUCACUAGAAUAAAACUGUCUCUUUUGCAAAUGUGAGACAGUAUUAUGAGCAUGUCCGUUUGUCAAAAGUAUAACAAUGAUAAACGGAAUCUCCUUUCUAUGGUCAAUGUUUACAUUUUUCUGUAAUGCAAGAAUUAAUAGGAUGCAAUGUUUUUCAGUUUCUGCUAAACAAGAUAAUUUUAAUGGCAACACACAGUUCCUAAUUACAGUGCUGACUGACUCAAGUGAGUUUGUUUAAUCUCUGAUCAGUUUUGUGUAACAAUUUGAGUUCCAGUACAACACAACAAGCAUUUCUCUAUUAAAAGAUGAAUGUUAAAAGAAAGCUUGGGCUUUAAUGAGAUGCAAGUUGGUGCUAGUUUUUAUUAUGUUAUGAUGCUUUUGGAUUUUGUUCAGCUCCAUUAUAUAGUACUUCCACUUUUCAGAAUGCAAGCCUUAAAUAAUAAUGGGUUAGCCCAGACUUAAAGGUUCAGUAAUUCCUAGAAACUAAAAAGCUCCAUUUGAACUUAAGUUUUGAGAGCUUGGAUGUAGAAACUGAACAGGACGGCUCAUCACAGACUUUACCUGAGAGACUGAACUAGCAGUACAAACUACUAGUGUUUGGAUGUUGUGAUGUUUACUUGGCCUAUGAAUGGAAGUUAAAGGCUGCAAACUGCAUUUGCUUUGGCGGUGGGUUCAAAUUAAGAUGCAAACUAGGAGUAUGAAUCAAUGAUUUUUUUUUUUGGGUCACUAUUUUGUACAAUCUGUGAAAUUUAAAACACUGUCUCCUUGUUCUAAAAGGUUUAUAUGCAAAAAUGUUUUCAAGUUUUGACAAUGUUCUUAUGUAAAAUAAAACCUAUUUUGGUACCUCUCUUC